Molecule: messenger RNA, 1002 nt
Organism: Plasmopara halstedii
Lineage: Eukaryota; Oomycota; Peronosporomycetes; Peronosporales; Peronosporaceae
Exons: 3
Coding region: 1-1002 (333 amino acids)
Biological process (GO): endoplasmic reticulum membrane organization
Cellular component (GO): plasma membrane; endoplasmic reticulum membrane
Source: RefSeq, a predicted model, not a curated record
AUGACGAGCAAUGGCGUGGACGUAGCGCUGGCGCCUAAUUCGAGCGUGAUCCUAGAUCCGGCCGAAUCGUUAUCUUUUCAUUUGCAGCCACAGAUGGCACCUCAGGCGGUGCUGACAAUCCGCAAUGUGGCAGACGACCGACAGGUCGCUUUUAAAGUCAAGACGACGCGGCCUCUACGCUACCUAGUACGACCGAACCAGGGACUACUCGGGCCUAAUGGCUCUGCUUCUAUCAUGGUGAUACUACAACAGAAGGAUUGUGACGAACUAUUGCGCUUGGAUCCGGCCGAGCGCCAACUGGCUAACGACAAGUUCCUGGUACAGAGUAUCUACGUAGAUGAUAGUUUCUAUGAAAUGGUUAAGACGAAAUCGACAAAGGAGAUGGCAGAUGAACUCACAAAUAUGUGGGCGCGAACAGAUAAGCGCGCAUUAUCGAAUAAAAAGCUUCGAUGUCGCUUUGUACAAGACGGCGAAGACACUAGCCGUUCUAUUUCUCCGCCCCGAGUUUUGUCGACCAGUGAGUCACCUUCCAAGACAGCAGUUACCUCGGAUUUGAGAUCUCAAAAGGAAGAGGGACAAGAGACGGUAACAACGCCCGCGCAGCUUGCGUCGGCACUAUUGCAAGAUGACAAAUCAAAAGGCGUGGAUAGCAGAGAUGGAGGUCAAGAAACCAUUCAAGAGAUUGCUGGACUGCGUAAAAAAUAUGACGAGCUUGUGGCAUUUACAGUACAACUGACCGCACAGCGCGAUGUAUUGAUGAGCGACUUGGACAAGACCCGCCAGGCGUUACAAAAGUCAAAUACUGAUGCUCAGCGAGUGAAGAAACUUUCUGAGGAGUCGAUGGGUUUACGUCAGCGAAAAGCAGGUGGCGCAAUUGGAGCUUCUGGCAAGGAAAGUUCGCACGCGGUCGUGGAUACCAAUGCAAAGGAGCAAAAUGCAUUCGGACCCCUUCAUCUCUUUAUUUGCGCAGUGAUUUUCUUUUUGAUUGGACGGUACUAUUAG